This is a messenger RNA of Schizosaccharomyces cryophilus OY26, 1410 nucleotides long. Its product is annotated as securin. Lineage: Eukaryota; Fungi; Ascomycota; Schizosaccharomycetes; Schizosaccharomycetales; Schizosaccharomycetaceae. The record is from RefSeq and is a predicted model, not a curated record. The transcript has a single exon. The annotation marks the transcript as partial.
CCAUGUUCUCGUAUGGAAAAGAAAACGCUGUUCCGGUGACUCCGGUAGCUCAGAAACAUGAACGUGGAUUGGAAGAGUCUAAAAAUGCUCCUUUGACCUCAAAACACACUGCGAAUGGCACACCAGCGGGCAGGAACGCGCCAAGGACCGUUCUAGGGGGGAAAAGCACAAACAUUCGCAAAAUUUAUUCUGAGGGAGGUGAAGCUUUACCACCUUCUUUUGCUCCUUCUGCUCCUCCUCUCUUAAAACCUUCUCCAAUGGAUGUUUCUAUGGAUUCUCCUAGCGCUCUGCAGACUCCUUCUCCAACUGGAGACGAUUCCAUGGUUCAUGAACACUCUAAUCCUCCUUCCUUAAAAUCGAUCGCUGAGAAUGAAAACUUAACGUUCCUCAAUGAAGAUAUACGGCAGGAUACCACCCAUCAUCACUUUUCUCAUAUACCUUCUCCAGACAACGACGAGGCAGAUGACCUGGAAUACAUGCCUCCAACGGCUUCCACAGAUCCACUUAGUAAUCUAGGGUUCGAAGAUGUAUCCAUCGACUUUGAUCAGCUUGGCAAGUGUUGGACCACAGAACUCGCUCAAUCUGGCCAAACAAAAUUCGCCCAAGAACGUUCUGUAAGUCCUUCACGUACGAUUUCUUCUCCCCGCGCGCCUACCUUUCGGGUGUUUGAAGAAGCACCCUCAGUUACAAACAAUUGCAAGUUAGAUCUGCCCAAAGUCGCCGAUAGACAUACAGAUAAAAUCAACGAAAGAGUAGAUGAAAUUGAGCUUCCAUUAUUAGAUCUUGAUACUGGGCUACCCCUUUCUGAAAAGAACCCAAACACUUCCUCCACAUCUGCAAGAAAUGACAUGCCUAACAAGCUCCUUGCUUCUUCCAUCCCCAAAUCGCAACCCUCCAUUUCUCGAAUUCGAAAGCCAUCUUCUCUUUCUUCAUCUACUCCUCGGAAAUCUCUUCCCCGUCCAUUAUUGAAGUCUAGAGCCCUGCAUUCUCGUCUUUCUCGAUCUCGGUCAGGUGCUCUCUCCUCUACGCGGCGACGCCCUCCAGUUCGUGCAAACUCUUCUUUAAAAAUAGACUGUUCAUCUUUAGACGCGGAUCUCCUGUAGAGAACGGCUUUUGAUUCCCUUUGAUGGAUCAUUUCCUUUCUACAUCUCUUCGUUUUUGUUUGUGUUUUUAUCUAUACGAAGUCUGUAAAGUAUAAUCUAGAAUUUGCUGGUUUAUUGUUUCUUUCUUUUUAUCUUUUCGUAUUUAUUAUCAAUAACAAGCUUGCUCAAUAAUAAUUUGAAUAAUUAUUAUUUAGUUCUUGUGCAUUACCAUUCAACUACUCAAUUUGCCGUAAACUACUUUACUUCCGUGUUUCUAUUAAUAACAACUAUUUCAAUACACUAAAAAAACAUUUAUUCCGAAAGGCAA